This is a messenger RNA of Populus nigra (black poplar), 2116 nucleotides long. RefSeq lists its product as uncharacterized. Lineage: Eukaryota; Viridiplantae; Streptophyta; Magnoliopsida; Malpighiales; Salicaceae. The transcript has 9 exons. Gene Ontology annotation, cellular component: ribosome. The record is from RefSeq and is a predicted model, not a curated record. Gene Ontology annotation, molecular function: ribosome binding; UDP-N-acetylglucosamine diphosphorylase activity. Bases 69 to 2090 code for a protein of 673 amino acids. Gene Ontology annotation, biological process: rRNA processing; UDP-N-acetylglucosamine biosynthetic process.
AAAGACGAGCAAAAGAUAUCUUCUUUUCAUUUAGAAGAACAAUCUCUGCCUGUUGAGAAAAAAAAAGGAUGCAGCAGGCAGCUACACCUCUCUGUUCUCAUUCACUUCCAUUCUCUAAAUAUCCCCUUGUUCCUCCUCUUCCAGCCCGACUUUCUCCCGCCCUCUUACCCCCUUCUCCUCUUCAAUUACUGCCCUUCAAACCUCCACGGAGUUACCUUCCUGCCAUCCUCUCCCCUCUCCACAGAACCUGUACGCGCAGACACUCUCUCUCUCUGGAUACUCAAGAGAUUGUUGAAACUUCAAAGAGUGAAUCAGAAUUUGUUGAAGUUGGGUAUAUUUCCAAUGUUCAUGGCCUCCAGGGAGAGAUUUCUGUAAAACCCACUACAGAUUUUCCGGAGCUACGAUUUUCCAAGCCUGGGAGAAGAUGGUUAAGGCAACUAGUUUCAGGCAAAGAUGUAAUUCGGGAAGUGGAGCUGGUUGAAGGAAGAGGACACCAUGGACGCAAGAGUUGGAUACUUAAAUUUGGGGGUAUUGACACUGUGGAUCGGGCUAAGCUGCUUGUUGGGUCAACUUUACUUGUAAGAGAAUAUGAAAGGCCAGAGUUGGAAGAAGGAGAGUUUUAUUCUCGUGAUCUCAUCGGAAUGAGAGUGAUUCUUAAGGAAACUGGUGAAUGUGUGGGAACUGUUGUUAAUGUUUUCGACAAUGGAGGUAAUGAUCUUCUGCAGGUAAUGCUCUACACAUCUUCAGAUGUGCCUGAUGGAACCGGAAAGUCAAAAACAGCGGAAGCAGGGGUAUCUGGUCAUCUUGCUUGGGUACCUUUUGUUGAAGCAAUUGUUCCAGAUGUCAAUAUGAAUGAAAGAGAAAUGAGGAUUACACCUCCGAAAGGACUUCUUGAGUUAAACCUACGCCUGGAUGAGAGGUCCAAGAAAGAAAGGCGUGAGCUUGAAUGGAGAGAGAGAAAGAAAUUCCAAAGACGCCUUAUAGCAGCAAAGAAGAAACUCUGUGAAAUGGAACAAAAGCAUGUAUUUGAUGGACUAAGAUAUGGGGACAAAUCUAAAAGGGGAUUGCUGGCAGACCAGAUUGUUGGUGUAAAUUCCAAAUUGCUUCAACAAGCCCUGGAAAAUAUAAAGAUAUCCUCUAAGAGAUGCUCUGCAACUGAGUUAAUCAGUGCCACAAGAACCAAGCAUAUAAAAAGUUCUUUGAUGAUAUCAAAGGAGUUCAUCACUUGUGCAAAUGAGGAGAAACUGGGAGCAAAUUUCAAAUUGCAAGAAAAAGGAUUGUCUCUCAUUUCUAAAGGCAAAGUGGCCAUCGUUUUAGUUUUGAAUGACAUUGAGAAAGGAAAAGGUGAUAAUCCUGGAGUAGUUGACUCUGAAAGUAGUGAGAAUUCACUGCUUUUCUUCCUUCAAAAAUCACUUUCUGAUGAUCAGACAUUUGUAAAGAUAGAAGACCGUGUGUCUGUGCCGUUGAUUUUGGUUUGCCCUGCACAAGAAAUCCAGGCUUUGCAGAAGCUGUUCUCAAAUAAUGAUUACUUCGCAUUUGACUCCAACAAGGUAUGGUUUUUGGAAGAAGAGAAAAUUCCAGUUGUUAGUAGUUCUGAAGAAGAAGGGAAGAGACAUAAAAUCAUGAUGAAGUCGCCAUGGGAAAUACUGCAAUCACCAGUUGGAUCUGGAGGAGUUAUUAGCUUGCUUUCUUCUGUCAAUAUUCCUGAGAAUCUCAGCAAAAUGGGCGUGGAGUAUAUUGAGAUAUGCAGUAGCAGCCAAAAUUGUGUUACUGGGAGUCCACUUCUACUUGGGUUUGUCGAGUCCCGCAAAGCAGAAAUAGGGAUCAAAAUCGUUGAAGAUACAAAAGAUUUAGAAGAAAGUUUUGACAUGAUAUUUUCCUUGAAUUUCAUGAGGUUGCUGGCGCAACAAAUCCAUAAACUCCAGUUCUAUGCAAUCCCAAAGCCAAAUCUGCAUGUGGAGAUGGUUGGCAAGGAGUGGAUUGAUGUUGUCCCGUCAUCUCCCAACUCAUAUGAACUUCGUUCUUCUAUUUACAGUUCCUUGAAUGCUUGUCCCCUGGAGAAGAUUUGUGUAAUGGAAAUAACAGAAUAACAAGAAUUUUUUAUUUUGCCCCCCCC